AUGGCUGUGCCUACAGCUUCACCACUGGAGGUGAUGUCGACGACAGCUCUAUUCUUCACCGGUGCUCUGAUCAUGCGAGGUGCCGGCUGUACAAUAAAUGAUCUUUGGGACCGCAAUUUGGAUCCAUACGUCGAACGGACACGAUUACGACCGAUUGCGCGGAAAGCCGUUUCUGUUGAAAAUGCAAUUGUAUAUCUAGGCGCCCAGCUUCUGACUGGAUUGACUCUGCUCUUACAAUUUCCCCUACCUUGUCUCUACUAUGGAGUCCCGAGCCUCCUUUUGGUCACUGUAUAUCCUUUGGCGAAGCGAGUUACCCAUUACCCUCAGUUUGUUCUUGGCUUGACUUUUUCAUGGGGCGCCAUCAUGGGCUUUCCAGCGCUGGGCAUCGACCUAAUCUCCAACCCUGGUGCACUUGCGGCCGCCGCGGCGUUGUACUCCAGCUGUGUCGCGUGGACCCUCAAUUAUGACAUGAUAUACGCCUACAUGGACAUCAAGGACGAUGCCAAAGCGGGCAUCAAGUCGAUCGCCCAAGCACACCAACACAAUUCAAAGACCGCUCUGUCUGUCUUCUCUGCCGCUCAGAUUGGCCUCCUGGCGACCGCCGGGUAUUUUGCUGGGGCAGGUCCGGUGUUUUUUAUCGGAAGCUGUGGUGGUGGUGCGCUGGCUUUGGCAACCAUGGUCCGACGGGUGAAGCUGGACGAUGUCAAAGAUUGCUGGUGGUGGUUUAAGAACGGCGCCUGGUUCACCGGCGGAGUCAUAUCUCUCGGCUUGCUCGGAGACUAUCUUCAUCGGAAAACCCAGGAGGAGUCUCCAUCCACGACUCAGACCACUGGCGGCGCUUAA
Molecule: messenger RNA, 843 nt
Organism: Fonsecaea erecta
Lineage: Eukaryota; Fungi; Ascomycota; Eurotiomycetes; Chaetothyriales; Herpotrichiellaceae
Product: 4-hydroxybenzoate polyprenyl transferase
Exons: 1
Coding region: 1-843 (280 amino acids)
Biological process (GO): ubiquinone biosynthetic process
Cellular component (GO): mitochondrial inner membrane
Molecular function (GO): 4-hydroxybenzoate polyprenyltransferase activity
Source: RefSeq, a predicted model, not a curated record